Messenger RNA from Pseudomassariella vexata, 1392 nucleotides. Its product is annotated as Pre-mRNA splicing Prp18-interacting factor-domain-containing protein. The transcript has a single exon. NCBI's taxonomy places the organism in Eukaryota, Fungi, Ascomycota, Sordariomycetes, Amphisphaeriales, Pseudomassariaceae. Gene Ontology annotation, cellular component: spliceosomal complex. The coding region runs from base 1 to 1392 and encodes 463 amino acids. Gene Ontology annotation, biological process: mRNA splicing, via spliceosome. Gene Ontology annotation, molecular function: zinc ion binding; pre-mRNA 3'-splice site binding. The record is from RefSeq and is a predicted model, not a curated record.
AUGCCACCACCCCCUCCACCACCCUCAAGGCGCGACGCCGGCAAGGCCUCGGCCGCCUCCAAAGAAGAGAACAUCUACAUCCCAUCCUUCAUCAGCAAGCGGCCCUUCUACGCGGGCGAAGAAGGCGACGCCACCGACUACCUGGAGCAUCAGCGCGCCAAGGCGAAAGAAGAGCAAUCGCUGGCCGCGAGCCGCAUCAAGAAGGUCGGUCCGGCUGCGACUAAGUUCCGCAAGGGCGCAUGCGAAAACUGCGGCGCAAUGGGUCACAAAGCGAAGGACUGUCUGGAGCGGCCGCGGGCAAAAGGCGCACGAUGGACGGGGAAGGACAUCCAAGCCGAUCGGGCGAUCCAGGAGGCGUCUUUGGGGUGGGACGCGAAGCGCGAUCGGUGGAGCGGGUACGAUCCUAAGGAGUAUCGGCAAGUGAUGGAGCGUUAUAAUCAGAUGGAUGAGCUGCGCAACCAGCUACAGGAUAAGAAGGGUAAACCUGAGGACGAUGGGGAUGAAGAUAAGGAUGCGGGGGAGAAAUACGCCGAGGAGUCGGAUAUGGGACGGCAUCAGAGCACGGCAACGCGGCAGCUCAGAAUACGAGAGGACACGGCGAAGUAUCUGCUAAAUUUGGACCUGGAGUCGGCCAAGUACGAUCCGAAAACGAGGACAAUGGUGGACGCGGGCGCGACAGCAGACAAGGCCGCUGAACUCUUUGCCGAGGAGGGCUUCUUGCGAGCAUCUGGUGAUGCGGCGGAGUUCGAGCAAGCCACGCGAUACGCAUGGGAGGCACAGGAGAAGAUGGGCGACACGACGCAACAUCUACAAGCCAACCCGACAGCAGGCGAGUUCUAUCGUAAAAAGGAGCGAGAAGAAGCCGAGAAGAAGCGGGAUGAACGGCUCAAGUUAUUACAAGACAAAUAUGGCGGGGACCAGCACACGAUGCCCGCCGCUCUCCGGGACGUCGCCGUCACCGAAAACGAGACCUUCGUCGAGUACGACGAUGCGGGACUGAUUAAGGGGGCACCCAAGGCACCCGCGAAGUCCAAAUACGCCGAGGACGUGCAUGUCAACAACCACACGUCGGUGUGGGGCAGCUGGUGGUCGAAUUUCAGAUGGGGCUAUGCUUGCUGCCACUCAUUCAUCAAGAACAGCUACUGCACGGGAGAAGAGGGCAAAGAGGCAUGGGAAGCGGCCGAGAAGCAGAGGACCGGUGUCGGUCUCAUAGAAGAUGUGCCGGCCGAGCAGAGGGAUGCACCCGAGGCACGGCCUGUGGAAGCGGCAAAGCCAGUGGCCAAGAAGCGUACGGCUGAGGAGAUGAUGGAGGAAGAAAUGGAGGAAUACAGGAGAAAGCGAACAGCAGCAGACGACCCCAUGGCAAAAUUCCUUGGGAAGGAUGAUAGCUAG